Molecule: messenger RNA, 1257 nt
Organism: Fulvia fulva
Lineage: Eukaryota; Fungi; Ascomycota; Dothideomycetes; Mycosphaerellales; Mycosphaerellaceae
Product: Glucan 1,3-beta-glucosidase
Exons: 3
Coding region: 1-1257 (418 amino acids)
Biological process (GO): glucan catabolic process
Cellular component (GO): cell surface; extracellular region
Molecular function (GO): glucan exo-1,3-beta-glucosidase activity
Source: RefSeq, a predicted model, not a curated record
AUGUUGUUCAAGGGCGCCGUCGUUGCGCUCUGCGCUGCGUUCGCUACAGCUGCUCCUAGCCACGACAAGCGAGGCCCCAGCGGCUUCCCUUGGGGCAAGGACAAGGUUCGAGGUGUCAACAUCGGCGGCUGGCUGCUUCUUGAACCAUGGAUAACACCAUCGAUUUUCCAGCAGUUCGACCAAAGCAGAGGGAUUAUGGACGAGUACACUUUGGGACAGGCAUUGGGUGCGCAGCAGGCUCGCGAACAAGUGCUGCAGAAGCAUUGGGACACGUGGUGCACCUGGGCGGACUUCAAGAAGAUUGCAGACAGCGGCUUCAAUGCGGUGCGAAUUCCAUUCGGAUACUGGGCAUUCGACAGCUCAGACUCGCCGUUCCCCUCAGGCUCCGCACCAUACCUCGAUGCCGCGAUCGACUGGGCGAGAUCGACCGGCUUGAAGGUCAUGCUCGAUCUUCACGGCGCACCAGGCUCGCAGAACUGCUUCGACAACAGCGGUCAAAAGUGCGAUACUCCCAAGUGGACCACUGGUAACACUGUCGCAAAAACACUCCGAGUUCUGAAGACCGUCCAGGACAAGUAUGGCGCCUCCUCAUACGACGAUGUGAUCAUGGGCAUCCAGCUCCUGAACGAGCCUCUCACUCCAGUCCUGGAUCUCAAUGUUGUUAAGCAGUUCACUCGUGACGGCUAUGGUCAACAACGAGACUCGAGCCAAUCGCGUGUCGUUGUCUUCCACGAUGGCUUCCAGCAGGUCAACAAGUACAAUGGCUUCCUCACCCCAAGCGACAACAACGCACAGAACGUUGUAGUCGACCACCACGAAUACCAAGUGUUCUCUCCCGAGCUCGUCGCCAUGAAGCCAUGGGAACAUCGCCAAUACAUCUGUAACAACGCGAUCGUGUACAGCGGUGGCGACAAGUGGACCUUUGUCGGGGAGUGGAGCGGAGCCAUGACCGACUGCGCUGCUGCACUCAAUGGAUACGGCACUGGUGCUCGCUACGACGGAACGUUCCCAGGCUCAUCUUACGUCGGUUCCUGCCAAAACAUCAACUUCAUGGAGACCUGGGACCAGCAAUUCCGCGACGACACACGCGGCUACAUUGAAGGACAGAUGGAAUCGUUCGAACGCAACACCGAGGGCUGGUUCUUCUGGAACUUCAAGACAGAAGGCGCACCAGAAUGGGACGCUUUCCGUCUCAUCGACGCAGGCAUCUUCCCGCAGCCCCUGACUGACCGCAAAUUCGGCGCCAUCUGCUCAUAG